Geodia barretti is the source of this 657-nucleotide messenger RNA. Lineage: Eukaryota; Metazoa; Porifera; Demospongiae; Tetractinellida; Geodiidae. The record is from the annotation of a GenBank genome assembly.
AUGUGGGAGGACUCGGAGAUUCCGACGCUGACACAGCUCACUGAGGCGUUGCGUCAGCUACCGCCCACCGAGGGGUUGGGAACCUCGGUGCCGUCGGUGGCCGGAAUGCUGCGGAGAAUGCAGAAGCAAGGGCUGGUGGACAUCGGUAGCGACAAGCGCAUCCGGAUGACGACGCGAGGGAAGAAGGAGGGCGAGAACAUCGCGCGCCGGCACCGGUUGGCGGAAUGGCUGGUGGUGAGUCUGCUGGGCAUGGAUCUGCACGAGGCCCACAUCGAGGCGCACCAGCUGGAGCACGGGAUGUCCGACGCGAUGGAAGCGAAGCUGAUGGAACGGCUUGGCAACCCGACCCAUUCGCCCUUCGGCUGGCCGAUACCGGGCAGCGGCCCCACGACGCCGACGCCGGGGGCGAUAACGCUGGACAACGCCGCCAGCGGAGUGGCCUACGUGGUGGACCGGGUGCCGGAGGAGGACGCGGAACUGCUGAAGUUCCUGGGCGGCGCGGAGCUGGUGCCAGACCGGCGUAUCACCCUGCUGGAAGGGAUGCCCUACCUGGGUGUCAUGCAGGUGGAGACAGAGGUGGACCGCAUCUCCAUCGGCUACAACGUGGCGCGGCAGAUCAUGGUGCGGCCGGCCGGAGACGACGAAACCGACGAUUAA